AGCCCGGGAGCUCCGCCGCCGCCGCCGCCGCCGCCGCCGCCGCCGCCAGGGGACAGGGAGCCGGGAGUCGGGCCGCAGUCAUGCUGAGCCGGCUCGGGGCGCUGCUACAGGAGGCCGUGGGGGCGCGGGAGCCAAGCAUAGACCUGCUGGAGGCCUUCGUGGAGCACUGGAAGGGCAUCACAAACUACUACAUCGAAAGCACAGAUGAAAACACCCCAGCGAAGAAGACAGAUAUUCCCUGGCGGCUGAAGCAGAUGCUGGACAUCCUAGUCUACGAGGAGCGGCAGCAGGCAGCCGGCGAGGCGGGGCCGUGUCUGGAGUACCUGCUGCAGCACAAGAUCCUGGAGACCCUGUGCACGCUGGGCAAGGCCGAGUACCCACCAGGCAUGCGGCAGCAGGUGCUCCAAUUUUUCAGCAAGGUUCUGGCCCAGGUGCAGCAUCCCCUCCUGCAUUACCUCAACGUCCACAGACCUGUGCAGAAACUUCUCCGACUUGGUGGGACAGUUCCUGGAUCCCUCACAGAAAAGGAGGAGGUGCAGUUCACCACUGUCCUCUGCUCCAAGAUCCAGCAGGAUCCAGCCCUGCUCACCUACAUCCUGGAAGGUAAAAAGACUGUCAGUAGGAAGAAGGCAUCCAGAGAAGCCACUGUCCUGCCGAAAGAGGCGGCGAGCAGCAGGGACAAGGACCACCCCCACAACAAGGCUCUCGACAGGGGUCCCUGUGGGGCCCGGGCCUUGAACACCCAGCUGCCUGCUGAGAUGGAUGAGCCAGGCGGAGGGAUUGGGGAGAGCAACUUGAUCACCUCCCUGAUUGGCUUGUGCAAGAGCAAGAAAGGGCGGGUGGCCCUGAAGGCCCAGGAGAACCUGCUGCUCCUAGUGAGUGUGGCUUCCCAGGCAGCUGCCACCUUCCUGGUGCAGAGCAGCCCUUGUUGCCCUGCCAUCGUCGAGCACCUCUGCCAGCUGUACCAGUCGCUGCCCACCUUCCUGGACCCUGCAGACAUUGCUGCUUUAGAGGGCAUCAGCUGGAGGUUACCCAGUGCCCCAUCUGAUGAGGCUUCCUUCCCUGGCAAGGAGGCCUUGGCUGCAUUUUUGGGCUGGUUCGAUUACUGUGACCACCUCAUCAGAGAGGCACACACGGUGGUUUCAGAUGCCUUGGCAAAGGCUGUGGCUGAGAAGUUAUUUGUGGAGAUUCUGCAGCCCCAGCUCCUACACGUGUCUGAACAGAGUGUCCUGACCUCCACCGCCCUGUUCACGGCCAUGCUGCACCAGCUCUGCUCCCCUGCACUGCUGCGAGAGGCCGUGGCCUUCCUCCUGGGCAAGGACCAGCAGCCUGCAGCCCCCGAGGACAGCCCCCACACCCUGUGCGCCCACCUCAUCAAGCACUGUGACCACCUCUCAGAUGAGAUCAGCAUCGCCACGCUGCGGCUGUUUGAGGAGCUGCUCCAGAAGCCCCACGAGCAAAUCAUCCACAGCCUGGUCCUGUGCCACCUCGAGGGCCGCCCUUAUGUGGCUCGGGGCUCGCCCGAGCCGGAGAGCUACGAGGACACCCUAGAUCUGGAGGAAGACCCCUACUUCACAGACGGCUUCCUCGACUCGGGCUUUCAACGCUCCACAAAGCCUCCCCCUGCCCCUGCCGCCAACCCCGAUGGCAAAACAGCAGUGACCGAGAUCGUCAACAGUUUCCUCUGCCUCGUUCCUGAGGAAGCCAAGACCUCGGCUUUCCUGGAGGAGACUGGAUAUGACACAUACGUCCACGAUGCUUACGGACUGUUCCAGGAGUGCAGCUCCCGAGUGGCACCCUGGGGCUGGCCACUGGGUCCCCCACCACUGGACCCCCAUGAGCCCGAACGGCCUUUCUUCGAGGGUCACUUCCUCCGAAUGCUGUUUGACCGCAUGUCCCGGAUUUUAGAACAGCCGUACAGCCUGAACCUGCAAGUGACCUCGGUCCUGUCGCGGCUCGCCCUCUUCCCCCACCCCCUUAUCCAUGAGUACCUCCUGGAUCCCUACAUCAACCUGGCCCCCGGCUGCAGGAGCCUGUUCUCUGUGCUCGUCAGGGUGAUUGGGGACUUGAUGCAGAGAAUUCAGAGGGUGCCCCAGUUCCCAGGCAAGCUGCUCCUGGUGCGCAGGCAGCUGAUGGGCCAGGUCCCCGGGGAGCAGCUGGACCACCAGACCCUCCUCCAGGGUGUGGUAGUCCUUGAGGAGUUCUGCAAGGAGCUGGCUGCCAUUGCCUUUGUCAAGUUCCCCCACGUGGUCCUCACCCGCACCUCGCCGAACCCCCAGAAGGGCACGCCUGAGCCAGGAAUGACGGGAAGGGAGACUCCUGUCUGGACCUCCGCCCAAGAGCUGCCUCCUGCCUGGCACUGCCACCACUACUCUCCUUCUGGGGUGGGGAGCUUGGCUCCAGCUCCUGGACAUCGCAGAGACCCCUGCCCUGUGUGGAGGCCUGGGCUUCCACUUCCAGGUUGACCUUGGCCCGUUGGCCACACCAGACUGGAUUUCAAGGAAUGGGUCCCCGAGGUACCAGAAGCCAAGGAGCAAAAGAAAUGGCUUCCUGGACAGCAUGGUGUCCUCAGGGCCUUCUCUGGGGAGCUGGGUGAUGGCGGUGAGCCCCCAGACUCAGACCCUCAUGCGUUCUGUGCCUAUCACCUGUCACCUUCUGUGGCCAGAGCUAAGACCUGAGACUCAAUUCCAGGGGUACUGGUGGGAGGGAGCUGAUAGCUCCCAGGCUGGUCAGGACCACAGGCCGGAGAGAGGAGGGUGUGGCCCUGUCUCUGUCACACUCGUGUAAUAGACACUGCAGAGACUUGACUUUUUUUCCUCCUGCCUUCUUGGCUUCAUCCCUGCGGAAGGGGCAGUGGUCAGCAGGGGAAGCCCCUGUUCCCGCACAGCCCUCCUGGAAACUGUUGCAAAAUUCCCACCCGCCUCGUGGCAAAUGCCCAAAGCAUGCUCCGCGCCCAAGCGGGGGCAGCUGCUAAUGAGACGCUUGAUGCAACUGCAGCCAGGGCGGGAGAGGGCCUGGGGAGCUGGGGGGAUGGGUGCCAGGCUCCAGCCCCAGCUGGUUUCUCUCUGGCGCCUUCUGAACCCGUCUCGGCAGGUCUACAACACCUGGGCAGAGGGGCUCAGAGCCCAGGGGAGGCCAGGCCUCUCCCUCAGCAUUCUGCCUGUGUUCUCAAGGGAUUGCUCUCCCAGGGGUGCUGGACGCUCUGGGUCCAGAUGAGGCCUGGAUGCCCACCUGACAGCUGGCCCCCAAGUCCUGGCGGGAGGGGGUGGGGCACAGGCAGCUAGUCGCGGUGCUGUUCUCCCUGCAUGCCCUCUGCGGCUGGGGCUGCCACCCCACCCGGCCUGAAUCUGUCUCGACCUGCAGGAACACACAGGCGGCGCCAGGCAUUACCUCAGAGCAAACUGCAGUUGCUGGCUCCGCUCCUGGGCAAGGAGGAGCAGGCCAGAGCCCCUUUCGCUUCCUUUUCCUGCCCAUGCCGCUUCUAGAAGCUGGCCGCAGGUUGCCAAGAGGUGACAUGAAAGAGGAGCAAACUCAUUGACCUCUACCUCUCCUGCAUUCCUCCAAGCUGGGGAGGAUCUAAGUGCUGCUCCAGAGGGCGGCGUGCAGGUGCCUCCACGCCUGCGCGCUCGGGGGCCUUGCUGUGGGACAACGGAGCAGAGCUCAGCAGUGAACUGGGCCUGGACUUUUCGAUUCAGAAAAUGUUGGAGCAUCUGGGAGUCACAGGCACUCCCUCCUCGAUGCCCUGGGGUGGUCUCCCCGUGGUCCCCCAAGACAAUAGCGAAAUAAACGGGGUGUUUGCGUGGA
Molecule: messenger RNA, 3804 nt
Organism: Phacochoerus africanus (Common warthog)
Lineage: Eukaryota; Metazoa; Chordata; Mammalia; Artiodactyla; Suidae
Gene: FHIP2B
Product: FHF complex subunit HOOK interacting protein 2B
Source: RefSeq, a predicted model, not a curated record